AUGGUGGAAAGCAAAGAACAUCAAUCUCGUCGACGCGCUGUUGAGGCCGUCGCGGAUACCAUUUCGAAUCUUCGGGAGGCCCAAUAUGCGCACAAAGACCUUGAUCACCUCCCCAUCCAGAUCCUUCCAAUGCCCCUGUCGAACGACGGGGACCCCUUAUUUCAGUCUGAAUACUUCCAGCCCUGCCGAAAAUUGCUCCAGGACCCCAGUGAGGAAAUCGAAUACCCGGCUCACAAUCCGCACCACCCACUUUCAACACCGAUGAGCGAAGCUUCGGAUAUAUGGCAGUUCCUCACCAACUACCUCGACGAUGCCAUGCAUCAAGGCUGGGUGGGCAAGUUCGAUUCCCCAAGACACGUCAACGGAGACGACGACCAGAUCACCCGCGGCGAGAUCCUGAGUAUCUGUCGGAUUAUGAUCAGAUGCCUCCGCGCGAAAAGCUAUCUUGCUUAUAAAGUCAUUCCGGUCCUACUCAUCUCCUUCAUGGGACCUCGACAUGCUCGCAUCCUCCUGGCUCAUCACAAUGGUACCGACCUGGUCGUUCGUCAAUCCAAGCUUCUUGAUUUCAGGGAGAAAAAUGUCCCGGCCUUCAAGAUCUUGCUCCGAUGGUGGUGCUCGUCUGGGACUGGGGAUACCAUCAUUGGAUGA
Molecule: messenger RNA, 648 nt
Organism: Aspergillus melleus
Lineage: Eukaryota; Fungi; Ascomycota; Eurotiomycetes; Eurotiales; Aspergillaceae
Exons: 3
Coding region: 1-648 (215 amino acids)
Source: RefSeq, a predicted model, not a curated record